Molecule: messenger RNA, 2616 nt
Organism: Diabrotica virgifera virgifera (western corn rootworm)
Lineage: Eukaryota; Metazoa; Arthropoda; Insecta; Coleoptera; Chrysomelidae
Exons: 2
Coding region: 222-1625 (467 amino acids)
Molecular function (GO): zinc ion binding
Source: RefSeq, a predicted model, not a curated record
UGAAGUCGAUUUUGAUUAUGGACUUACCUAUGUGCCACCAAUAGCUUCCAUGGACAUUCUGACCUAUAUUGUUUUUACUCACAGCUUUUAUACCCAUGAACAAAUGAGAGCUUAUAAAAGUUUAGCAGCUUACAAAUAUUUCAAGUCUGGCUUUGUAGAAAAAGUGGGUUUUUAAAGUUAUUAAUGAUCUGGUGCUUUUAAUAGGCAAGGUGCAGCAUUCAAUGAGAGCUAGAGAAACCAAAUUAAGAGUUUGGAUUAUCGCUGAAACAGGUGGUAGUAUUUGUACUGCGCAUUGUACUUGCACGGCAGGUCUUGGGGAAGUAUGUAGCCAUGUUACAGCAGUUUUGUACGCUGCAGAGCAUGCAGCAUAUUUGAAGCAGCAGAAAAAUGAAAAGAAUGUAGCGUGUACAGAUGUCAAAUCAACUUGGCCAGUUCCAACGCAAAGUGGUACACAUCCAAUAGAAGCUGCUUCACUAGACUGGGGGAAAGUGAUAGAAGAAAAAAAUUAUAAGGAAAUUCCUCCAAUGGAUGAUAGCGAAAUGUUGGACUUGCUGCAAGAAUUGCAAAAUUCCAAUUGUGACGCUGUUUUGAUGAGGCAUGUAGAGCCAUUUGCGUCACAACUGUCAGAUGAAAAUAAUGAAAAAGUUAGUAUACCAGUCCUUUUUAAUGUGUACCAUAAAAAAUAUGAAAAAAUGCCUCUAGAUGAUCUCAUUCAACUAGGUAUGAAAUGUAAAAUGGAGGUAACCCAGAAUAUACGAAGAGAAAUAGAAGAUAAGACACAGGACCAAAGGAAAUGUGCAGAGUGGUAUAGACAAAGGACUGGUAGAGUAACAGCUUCAAUUUUUAAAGAUGUCUGUAGAACCAAUGUGGAGAAACCAUCCCUAUCUUUGAUCAAAUCAAUAUGUUACCCUCGCAAAAUUUCUACAAGGGCAAUAAGAUGGGGGAUAAAUCACGAACAGCUGGCAAUUGAUGCUUAUAAAAAAGAAACUAGCAGGAAUCAUAGAGACUUUAUAGUGAAUACAAUUGGCUUGGUAGUGUGCAUGAAAUGGCCUCAGUUAGGUGCCUCACCUGAUGGAUUUGUGUAUUGUGACUGUUGUGCUGCGGGUACCUUAGAAGUAAAGUGUCCAUUUUCUCUUCGAGAAAAUGGAAAUUUACAGGAGUAUGCAAGUCGAAAGGACUCCUGUCUUGAAUGUGAUAAAACUGGUACAGUAAAAAUGAAUAAAAAACAUAAGUACUAUUACCAGGUGCAAGCACAAAUAUUUAUUUGUAAACUUAAUUAUUGUGACUUUGUUGUCUGGUGUCCUAAUUUUAUAUUUAUCGAAAGAGUUUUACCAGACAUAAAAUUUUGGGAAGAAAUUAAAGAUAAAGUCCUAAAUUUUCAUGCAAAAGUAAUUAUGCCUGAACUUUUAGGACGUUAUUACACUUCCAGAGUACCAGGUGGCAAUAUAACAAAGUGGUGUUUUUGCAAUAAUGUCGAUGAUGGCCAACCUAUGGUUCAAUGCUCAUAUGAGAAUUGUAAUAUUUUCUGGUUCCAUAUUGGGUGUGUAAAUUUAUUAGAAAAACCCAAAACUAGGUGGACAUGUUCAAUAUGCAACCAGAAACUAUUUCAUGAUUAUGCCACAUAAAAUUUUAAUGGUUCAUGUUUCCAUUAUUUUCAUAAUCAUUAUUGAGUCCAUUCACUCUCUUCUUCCAUUUCGCACUUUCUGCACCAUGGUUCAUUCACCUUACUUGUCACCAUUUCAGUCACCGUUUUCAUCUCUCGUUUAUUGAGGUUCAUGAAACUGUUUGAGUUUUUUAUUAAUAUUCUUGAUUAUUUUUUUUAUUUAGUCUAGACUUGAACUUGAGUGGAUCUCCUUUUCUAUUGAUGAUUCUUUAUCAGCCAUUUCUGAACCUCAUUUUUCGUAGCAUCAUUAGUGAUGCCACAGAAAGGUUCUGGACCUUCAAAAGUUUCCCUCGAGCCAUGUUUAUUCCAUAUAUACAUACAAAAGUACAGUGUACCAUAGUAUACAUAUAUACUUUUAAGAGGAAAUUUUGAAACUUUGUUUCCUUAAUAUUUUUACAAUUCAUUCUACGGUUGAUAUAGGUCAGUCUCCGAAACAUCAAAUAAAUACAUUCUUUUCAGUUUUCAUAUGAUUUAUUUUCAUUAAAAUUGUCACAAAUUUUUUAUUAAUAUCAAAAUACAAAAACAACCAAUGAGGUGUACAUAAAUAAUAUACGCUAGCCACAGUCAUUAUUGUAAGAAUGCUACUUAAAGUUAAAAUUAAAUCAUUUGAAUGCAAAUUAUUGUCUGGAAUUGUUGAAUUCUGGACAUUAUUUUCGUUCUAGUUGAACACAUUUUUUGCAAUUUUUUUAUGCAAUCAUUAUGUUACUACAUGAUCUCUUGCUCUUGUAUUGGCUUUUAAAUUGUUAACUGUACUUAGUUUUUUACAAACUUAAUGUCUGUAUUUUACAUUUCUCAAUGGUUCGUUUCACUAGCUGCUUUACUUACAACUUGCUAGUUGCAUUGCUUUUUUUCUAUGGAUGUUUGUUAUUUAUCAAACUCAUUUGUAGAUGAACUGGUAAUGUUCACUAAUUAGUGAACAAAAAUGUCUUCAAUAAAUAGAUGAAGUAGCCGAA